This is a messenger RNA of Ogataea parapolymorpha DL-1, 738 nucleotides long. RefSeq lists its product as uncharacterized. The record is from RefSeq and is a predicted model, not a curated record. Gene Ontology annotation, cellular component: nucleosome. Gene Ontology annotation, molecular function: structural constituent of chromatin; DNA binding. NCBI's taxonomy places the organism in Eukaryota, Fungi, Ascomycota, Pichiomycetes, Pichiales, Pichiaceae. The transcript has 3 exons. Gene Ontology annotation, biological process: nucleosome assembly. The coding region runs from base 1 to 738 and encodes 245 amino acids.
AUGAUUGCCAAAACAUCAAAAUCGUCAGCUUCCAAGCUGUCAUAUAAGGAUCUAAUUAUCAAUGCCAUUACUUCUCUGAAAGGCAGAAAUGGGUCCAGUCGCCAGGCAAUCAAGAAAUUUAUUCAAGAGAACUAUCCUGCGGGCGAAUCAACUAGUUUUGAUACUGCCUUCAAUCUAGCUAUCAAGAAAGGAGUCAUUUCCGGCUACUUUAGGCAGCCAAAAGGCCCCGCAGGCCCUAUCAAGCUGAUAAGGGAGGCUGCUAAGAAGCUUGUCACAAAGGCAGCUGACAAGAAACAGGCUACCAAAACAUCUUCCAAGUCCACCACGAAGGCUGUCACUAAGGUCUCGAAGCCAGCCACUAAAACGUCCAUUAAGAAGGCGGCUCCAAGUAAAGUUUCGCCAAAGAAGACUGUUGGAAAAAAAUCAAUCCCAUCGAAAACUGUAAAAUCCUCUGCCAAAGCUACUUCAAAGGCAAGCAAGUCUUCAAAAUUAGCCAAGAGUGUCAGCACACCGAAGGCAUCGAAAAAAGCUAGCCCUACUGAGGCUGGUAAGGCCAAAUCUUCAGCUAAGGCUGCUGCCAAGAAAAGCCUUCCUGCGAAAUCUGCAGAGAAGAACAAGAAGGUCACAACAGCGUCCAAAGUUACUAAGCCGAAGAGCGCUCCCAAAAAGGCCGCAGCCACCAAAAAAUCUGCUUCCAAGAAGGCUUCGGCUAAAACAUCGAAAAUUUCCAAGAAAUGA